Molecule: messenger RNA, 1239 nt
Organism: Spodoptera littoralis (African cotton leafworm)
Lineage: Eukaryota; Metazoa; Arthropoda; Insecta; Lepidoptera; Noctuidae
Source: the annotation of a GenBank genome assembly
AUGGCUGUUUCGAAAUCAACAAACACGUAUAAUCGUCAAAAUUGGGAAGAUUCGGACUUCCCAAUCUUGUGUCAGACGUGUCUUGGUGAUAACCCCUACAUUCGUAUGACUAAAGAGAAAUACGGCAAGGAAUGCAAGAUAUGUGCACGACCCUUCACCGUGUUCCGUUGGUGCCCUGGCGCGAGGAUGCGUUUCAAGAAGACGGAAAUAUGUCAAACAUGUUCUAAACUGAAGAAUGUUUGCCAAACGUGCCUUUUGGAUCUCGAAUACGGAUUACCAAUUCAAGUUCGAGACGCUGCAUUGAAAAUACAAGAUGAUCUACCUCGUAAUGAAGUUAAUAAGGAAUAUUAUAUACAGAAUUUAGAUAGUCAAAUGUCGAAAUUUGAUUCAACGCAGCCAAGCAAUUCUGCUUUGAAGUCGAAAGGAGCCAACGAUUUGUUGCUACGGUUGGCGAGAACCGCGCCAUAUUACAAACGGAAUAGACCCCAUGUAUGCUCAUUCUGGGUGAAAGGGGAGUGCAGACGAGGUGAAGAGUGUCCUUAUCGCCAUGAGAAGCCCACUGACCCUGAUGAUCCACUAGCUGACCAGAACAUCAAGGACAGAUAUUAUGGAGUGAAUGAUCCUGUGGCUGAGAAGUUGAUGCGUCGCGCUGCUGCCAUGCCAGCCCUGCCUCCACCCGAAGACAAGACUGUCACUACUUUAUACAUUGGCAAUCUACCGGAUAAUAUUAGCGAAGAUGAACUUAGAGGUCACUUCUAUCAAUAUGGAGAAAUAAGGUCUUUGACUUUGGUGCCUCGAGCGCAAUGUGCCUUUGUACAAUACACUACGAGAAGCGCUGCAGAGCAUGCUGCCGAAAAGACAUUCAAUAGAUUGGUCAUAGGUGGUAAACGACUUACCAUCAAGUGGGGUAAAUCUCAAGGACGCCAGGGUGGUAACGAGAAGAACGAAACUGCGCCAGUGUUGGAGCCGGUCCCUGGACUGCCCGGCGCUCUGCCGCCACCUCCAGCAUACUUGCACCCGUUCCCGCCUCAGAUGCCACCUCCACCAAAUCGUCCAAACGACUUCUUCAACUUGCAUCAUUAUGGCGGCGGAGGCUGGCCUAGUUGGGGUGCAGGCGUGCCUGGUGUGCCUGGAGUGCCGGGCGUCCCUCCCCCGCCCGCCCCGCUAGCACUCCACUACCCGAGCCAAGAUCCCGCCCGGCUCGGUGCACACGCACAUGCUAACCAACCACAAACAUAG